This is a messenger RNA of Ascochyta rabiei, 1545 nucleotides long. RefSeq lists its product as uncharacterized. Bases 1 to 1545 code for a protein of 514 amino acids. The record is from RefSeq and is a predicted model, not a curated record. The transcript is spliced from 2 exons. Lineage: Eukaryota; Fungi; Ascomycota; Dothideomycetes; Pleosporales; Didymellaceae. Gene Ontology annotation, biological process: GABA catabolic process. Gene Ontology annotation, molecular function: pyridoxal phosphate binding. Gene Ontology annotation, cellular component: mitochondrion.
AUGGCGCACCUCCUCCGCACAGCAGGCCGCGCGCGGUCGUCGAUUGUCGGCCCCACUGCACAGGCAGCCUCCAAGGUGGCGGCCGCGGUGUGGCGCAGGCAGUAUGCUUCUGCGGCGGCCGUGGCUGCUGUCUCCCCGGACAAUGGCGAGCACGCCUUCUUCCCUGGCGAGCCCAGCCAGCCGAUGCUCAAGACACAGAUCCCCGGGCCCAAGAGCAAGGCGGCCAUUGAGCGCCUGGGCAAGGUCACCGACACACGCAGCUUGAACAUGAUGGCCGACUACACGCGCAGCAACGGCAACUACAUCGCUGACCUGGACGGCAACGUUCUCCUCGAUGUCUACGCCCAGAUCGCCUCGAUCCCCGUGGGCUACAACAACCCCAACCUGCACCGCGCAGCCACUUCGCCCGAGAUGGUCUCGGCCAUCAUCAACCGCCCCGCGCUCGGCAACUUCCCCCAGCACGACUGGGCCGACAUCCUCGAGACGGGCAUUCUGUCCGUCGCGCCCAAGGGCCUCACCCAGGUCUUCACUGCCCAGGCCGGCUCCGACGCCAACGAGCUGGCAUACAAGGCCGCAUUCAUGUGGAAGCGCCAGCAGGAGCGCGGAGGAGCCGAUGCCGACUUCUCCGCCGAGGACGUCAACUCGUCCAUGAAUAACCAGGCCCCCGGUGCCCCUGACAUGUCCAUCCUGUCCUUCAACAAGGGCUUCCACGGCCGUCUCUUUGGCAGUCUGUCCACCACCCGCUCCAAGCCCAUCCACAAGCUCGACAUCCCUGCCUUUGACUGGCCCCAGGCCCCCUUCCCCGCCUUGAAGUACCCUCUCGACCAGUUUGCCGCCGAGAACGCUGCCGAGGAGAAGCGCUGCCUGGAGGAGACCGAGCGCCUGAUCAAGGAAUUCCCCAAGCCCGUCGCCGCUGUGGUCGUCGAGCCCGUCCAGUCCGAGGGCGGCGACAACCACGCCUCUCCCGCUUUCUUCCAGGGCCUCCGUGACAUCACCGCCCGCAAUAACGUCAUGUUCAUCGUCGACGAAGUCCAGACGGGCGUCGGCGCAACCGGCAAGUUCUGGGCCCACGACCACUGGAACCUGCAAACCCCGCCGGACAUGGUCACCUUCUCCAAGAAAGCGCAAACCGCCGGCUACUAUUUCGGCAACGAUGCGCUCCGUCCCAACAAGCCCUACCGCCAAUUCAACACCUGGAUGGGCGACCCAGCACGCGCGCUUCUCUUCCGCGCCAUCAUCCAAGAAAUCGAGCGUCUCGACCUCGUCAACCACACCGCCGCCACCGGCGACUACCUGUACAGCGGCCUACAGCGGCUAUCGGAGCGCUACCCGCAGGACAUCCAGAACCUGCGCGGCCAGGGCCAGGGCACCUUCAUCGCGUGGGACACCCCACGGCGCGACGAGAUCCUCAAGCAGGCUAAAGCACAUGGUGUCAAUAUCGGUGGCUCUGGAAUGGAGGCGGUUCGUCUUCGUCCCAUGUUGAUCUUCCAGCGGCACCAUGCGGAUAUGCUGCUCGAGAGGCUCGAGGCGGUGCUUAAGCAGUAG